Molecule: messenger RNA, 3015 nt
Organism: Corylus avellana
Lineage: Eukaryota; Viridiplantae; Streptophyta; Magnoliopsida; Fagales; Betulaceae
Source: RefSeq, a predicted model, not a curated record
GUCAAAACCCAGCCCACUUCUCUCCCAAACCCCUUUCUCUCCUAGGGUUUCACCAGCACAGUCUCGCAUCUCAUCCAACCCCAACCAAGGCUAUCAUGGUCGGAGGACUCGACGCCGGAGCGGUCCCCUUCAACCCUGACGGGUGGGGCCCACCAGAUUCCAGCACGACAACCGCCGACGCCAAUAACAACAACCUCCCUCUAAACGUGCCCUUCGCGCCCUUCUCGCGCUCCGAGAAGCUUGGCCGGAUCGCCGACUGGACCCGCAACUUCAACAACGCCGCCCGGUCCAAGAACCCCUCCGACUCCGUCUUCGACUUCUCCAACGACGACUCGUUCCCGGCCUCCGCUGAUGACGACUCCUCCUUCCGCCUUGUAGAUGGCAAGCCUCCCCCGAAGCCUCGCUUCGGUCCCAAAUGGCGGUUCCAGCAGCAGCGGCAGCUCCCCCAGCGCCGCGACGAGGAGGUGGAGGCCAAGCGCCGCGAGGCCGAGAAGGAGCGCGCCCGCCGCGACCGCCAAUACCACCAGAACCGCUCGAACGCCAACCAGACGCGCCGCGAGGCCGCCGUGUUCAAGUCCUCCGUGGACAUCCAGCCCGAGUGGAACAUGCUGGACCAGAUCCCCUUCUCCGCCUUCUCCAAGCUCUCCUUCUCCGUCCCCGAGCCCCCUGAGGACCUCCUCCUCUGCGGCGCCCUCGAGUUCUACGACCGCUCGUACGACCGCGUCGCGCCAAAGAACGAGCGCCGCCUCGAGCGCUUCAAGAACCGCAACUUCUUCAAGGUCACCACCACAGACGACCCCGUCAUCCGCCGCCUCGCCAACGAGGACAAGGCCACGGUCUUUGCCACCGACGCCAUCCUCUCCACGCUCAUGUGCGCGCCGCGUUCUGUGUACUCCUGGGAUAUCGUGGUCCAGAGGGUUGGGAACAAGCUCUUCUUCGAUAAGCGCGACGGAUCGCAGCUCGAUUUUCUGUCCGUUCACGAGACCUCGCAGGAGCCCUUGCCGGAGGCCAAGGACGACAUCAACUCUGCGUACUCGCUCGGAGUUGAAGCCGCGUUUAUCAACCAGAACUUUUCCCAGCAGGUCCUGAUCAGGGAAGGGGAUAAGGUCACCUUCGAUGAGCCCAAUCCGUUUGCGAACGAAGGCGAAGAGGUUGCCUCCGUGGCAUACCGGUACCGGCGGUGGAAGCUCGAUGACGACAUGUACCUGGUGGCGAGGUGCGAGGUCCAGAGCGUGGUCGAGGUGAACAAGCAGAGGUCUUUCCUCACUCUCAACGCUCUCAAUGAGUUUGAUCCAAAAUACUCCGGCCUCGAUUGGAGGCGGAAGCUUGAGACUCAGAGAGGAGCGGUGCUCGCCACCGAGCUCAAGAACAAUGCGAACAAGCUCGCAAAAUGGACCUCUCAGGCUCUGUUGGCAGGCGCGGAUAUGAUGAAAUUGGGUUAUGUUUCGAGGGUUCAUCCCCGUGAUCAUUUCAACCAUGUUAUAUUGUCUGUCGUUGGGUACAAGCCGAGGGAGUUUGCAGCGCAGAUCAAUCUGAACACGUCGAAUAUGUGGGGAAUUGUGAAGUCCAUUGUGGAUUUGUGUAUGAAAUUGAAUGAAGGGAAGUAUGUGCUUGUGAAGGACCCAACCAAGCCACAGGUUAGGAUCUACGAGGUGCCGCCAGACGCCUUUGAGAAUGAUUACGUGGAGGAGCCGCUGCCAGAGGAUGAGCAGGUUCAGCCUCCCUCGGAGGAGGCCAAUGGUGGGGAGGAAAAUGCUGUAGAAGAGAAGGUAGAAGAGAAGGAGGUUGAUGCUCAAGCUUAAAGGGUAAUGGUUUUUUCUAUUCAAUUUACUUGCCACAUCUGUUUUAGUUUCUGUUAGUUUAAAUUUUUUGGCACCUCUAUAAGCAACUUACAAUAGCAUAAAGAUUAUGGGGCUCAGGAAUAGACCCACCUACUUUUGGUUAGUUUACAGAACUGCAAAUUCAUUCCCAUAUGAUUACUUUAUUGGAGAAAAUUGACUACAACAUAACACAAAUAUUUCGAAUGUCCCAAAUCAUGCAAAUUAGGGAACUCAUCCUCGAUUCUUUCAAAUGAGAUGCCCUCCUUACAAAUAAAAAGCAUGAGAAAAAAUAAAUUAUGCGUGCUUUGUAACUUUCCUGUGUAACAAUUCUUAAGAACUCUAGAAAAAACUAAAGUUGAAUCAAUGAGGAAAAGAUGGCGGAUAAAAGAAUAAAGUUCAAUGCUCACAAUCUAUCAAAGCUUGAUCCAAUUCCCAGUGAUCUCAGGUAUCUUGCCUGAUAUCAUGUGCCAUAUAUCCUACUGCUGGCAGUAUCUGAAGUUUGAGAGUUUCUGAAGUCUAAAAGCUAUAGGUUCAAAUAAUUAUGUCAAAUAACUUCACUUCCAAGUUGUCUAAGUUCUGUAAAAUGAAAGUUUCUGGUAUUGUUCCCAUAAAAUUGUUUGAAGCAAGAUACAUGCAGGAUAGAAAAACAAUCAGUUUCCUUUGAAGUAAGAUGAAAAAAGUUUGUGAUGGCAUACAUUACAUGGUGCUGAUGCAAACACAUGGAUAUGAGGUGUUAGCGCAGCUACAGAAAAAGUGUAAAGCUAUAUAAAUUGUGGAAUGAGAGAUGAGUGCAUCCAUUGUCGAAGUUUGACUAACAGGAGCUUCUAUAUGAUAGAAAAGAUAGAACAUGUUCCAGUAUCCAAUUGAUUGAACUUAAAUCAAUAACAUAUUUUAAGAAAUCAUCUGCAAAAUACAUUUGCAACAUAAAUUUUCAUACAACUAGACCAUACUGGAGAAAAAAUACACAUGGAAAUUGGUAGACUUGGUGAAAAUGUAAAAUCAUCAUAUUUUGCAUUUAUCUUCUGUAAUGUCUCUAGUCAUUUCAAUAAAAGAAAUAAAAGUAGUAGAUUACUCUUUUUAAACUAGAACAAAGACAAUCCAAGAAUUAGGUAGCUAAAAAGAAACUGAAUUUUAAAUAUGACGUCAACCAUCUUACAAUGUAAUGACCGAGAGAAAGGGCUAGCUACAUCUAUGC